AACGAAAGCUUCGAUUGACAAAAGCUUCAGUGCACGUGUACAUUGGCAGUUAUAGAAGUAGCAGUUAGCAGGAGGUAUAAUAUAUAUAAAUACUUGGAUAUUUUGUAUUUGAAUAUUUAAAUACAUUUAAUCCGUUUGAUUUAUACGAUUUUAAUAAUGAUUUUCCCUGUGGAAAUAUGGGAACGUAUAUUUUUAUACGUCGAUCCACCGACGCUUGUAAAUAUGAGAAUAAUUUGUAAAUGUUGGAAAGACAUUAUUGAUAAAAUGUUGCAGCAAAGCGCUCAAUGGUACAAAUUGUGCAAAAAUAAAAUUCCUGAAGAGUUUUGGUCUACUUUGUGUGAAACAUUAAAUUCAAAAAAAUUUUAUACUAAUUUUCAUGAGAUAUAUGAUGUUCAAUUUUGGAUAGCAAUGUAUAAAUUAUGGAUUAAAUGCAAAAACAUGACAAAGUGUGAUACACAAAGUAAAUGUGUUAAACUAAUAGACAAUCCUACAGAAUACAUUACAUGUACAGAUACAUCAGAAAAUUUAUUAGCAAUAGGGACAUCUGAAGGAUUGAUUUAUUUGUACUAUCUUCCCAAUCUACAAACGUGCGAAUAUGUAAUUAAUCAUAUGGAGUAUGUACAUAGUAUAAAACUUCUCAGAGAUGAAACAAAUAUUGUUUGUUUAUGUUGUUCUAUAAAUGACCACAUAAGCUUCUGGGAUGUGAAGACAUUGAAACUACUUAGUAUAACUCAUGGAAAAUUUAUUUGGUACGGCUUAAGGAAUACAAUAUAUAAAUAUAUAUGUAUACAUCAAAGCAAUUAAUAUAAUCAAUAUUUAACAGUACAAGUUACAGUUAUUGCUAUAUUGCCAUGCAUAAUAAAAUCAGUAUUGAAGGAUCUAUACCAAGAAGACUAUAUGAAUUUGGUGCAGACAAUGUUGUUGCUAUUGGUGCAAACUAUAAUAAAGUGCUGUUUUACACAGAAACAGGAUACUUUGUAAAUAUAUUUCUGGAUGAUGAUACAAAAGAGUGUAGUUAUAUACAUGCUCUACCACCAAAUAUAAGAAUUCGCCAUUAUUAUGUAUUUAAACCAAAUAUAAUUGCGUGUAUUACAGAGUAUGGAUACGUAGGCUUUUUGGUGCAAAAUAAAUGGAAAAUCCAUAAUUUAUUUCCUAUCUUACAUGGGACUCCUACUGUAAUUUUAGUAUAUGGUCAUAUACUUAUUUUGGGCUUAGACUCAGGAAAUGUUCAUAUAUUUUAUAUAGACGAUUUUGGAACAAUUAAUUUUGAUAUUAUCACUUCAAAAAAAUUAUGUCUUGAUUCCUCAGCUGUUAUUUCAUUAAAUAUAAUGGUUUACAAUGAGGAAUAUUUAAUUGUUGGUUACAGCCAAAAAAUUUAUUUUGUUGAAUUUAUAUAAUGGAAAUUAACAUAUAGAUAUAAGUAUAACGUAAAAUUCUAAAUUUUUAACUAUAUCAAUAAAUAUUUUUAUUGUGAAAAUAUUUACUAGAAAAAUAAAAUUGUAAUAUUAAAAAUUAUAAAAAUAUGUGUUAUGCUUUAUAAUUCUGCGCUGUUCCAGUUCCAUAUAUAGCAUCCCAUUCAACAUAAGUUGUUAGACUUGAUUCUGAUACACUCGGACGCAUGUGUAUCAAUGCUUCUUUGAAAUCAUCAACUGUUACCUGUCUGACAUCUUCUUUUCUAAUAUUCUCUAAUUGAUUAAAUGGAAUACUUCUGAUUGGUCCCAUGCUAGCUUCUUUACAUAAAUUUGACAUAUCGGCUCCAGAAUAUCCUUUUGAUUGUUCAGUUACAUUAUUUAUAUCCUCUUCAGUAAGAUUAUGUGGAACAGUUAUUAAUAAAUUAUUUAUGAUCUGUUUACGAGCUUUGAAUUCAGGCAGGGGAACAUAUAGUCUUUUGACCAAUCGUCUACGUGCUGCUUCGUCUAGUUCAUGUGGUCUAUUCGUUGCUCCUACAAUUAAAAUACGAUCUUCGUCUGCAGUUGCAGCUCCAUCCAGCUGCACUAAAAAUUCAGUUUUUAAUCUUCUAGAACUUUCGUGUUCAGUCUCGGAUCUUUGAGUAAGUAAUGAAUCUAUUUCAUCAACAAAAAUUACUGAUGGCUGAUAAACUCUAGCAACAGCAAACAAUGCUCUGACCAUCUUUUCUCCCUCGCCUAUCCACUUUGAAGUUAAGGAGCUCGCUGAUAUUGAAAAGAAUGUUGAUUUACUCUGUGAUGCUAUACAUUUUCCUAUAAGUGUUUUUCCUGUACCUGGUGGGCCAAACAAUAAGAUUCCUUUAGGUGGUCUACGUAAACCAGUGAAAAUAUCAGGUCUCAACAUAGGAUAUACAACUACUUCUUUUAUAAUUUUCUUUGCAUAUUCUAGACCAGCUAUGUCAUCCCAACAAAUAGUUGUUUUUGAAUCCAUUAUCUCGUUCUUUAUUAGUUCAACCAUUUUUGGUUCUACAUUUUUAAGUCUCUCAUCUCCUAUUUCCAUUGACUCACUUUCGUUAUUAUAUGCAUUUUCUUGAGCUUUCUCUUUUUCCCUUUUAAAUGGACAAACAAACUGAGAAUUAAUCGAUCCCUUCCCACCUAAAGUCUUCUUUUGCAUUGGCUUAUUAGUUUUCAUUUGCUGUACGUUUAAUUCGUCUCUGGCAGUUUUGAAAAAGUUCAUUUUAGAUUUAGCAAUGUUAGAAUCUUUUUCAUCAUGCUGGACAGAGACUGGUGCUUUUAAUUUCAUAUUAUUUCUAUGAUAAUUCAAUUCCUGAUUAUUUUUACAUGCUUUAAGUGACUCUUCUCUUGUAAAUUUGAAGUGUGAUUUAGGUUCAAACUUAGUAGACUUUUGUUUAAUGUAAUUUUGAUUUUCUUGAUUCACAGAGUAAAACUUAGAUAUCUUUAAUUGUUUAUUACAAUUCACUUGUGUACUAAUAAUUUCAUCUGCAGAACUAUUGGAUGAAAAGGAAGACUUAUCAACUUCACAUUGCACAUUAUCUUCAAUUUCUUUUUUAUGGCUUGUACUUGGACUCUGAUUAAGAUGUGAUUUUGCGUGAAUACUUAUCUUUCUAUUUCUCGAUACAAUUUCUUUAUUCUUCCAUACAUUGAUAAUAUUUUCUACAUGUCUGUCAUUGAAGCAUCUUUCACGACAAGGCAUGCUAUUGUUAUCUUGGCAAGCCAAAGGUUUCACAAAGUUUAGCGCUAUAUCUACAUCACAUAAACCUGACUUCCAUUUCUGUGAAUUAUUAGUGAUUUUUGGUGUUUGUAGCUUACAUUGCUUCCAAUAAUUAUUUACACCAUUUCUAUUUUCCAUUAAGCCUUGAUAAUCUUCCAAGCUUUUUUGGAGUAGACAAGCCGCCAUAUCUUCUGACUCACUGUAUGAAUAUUUAAAUAUUUGAUAGCAAAACAUCUGCGUUCAAUAUCUACAGCUUCUGUAUCAUUCUUGUCACUUUUUGAAAAUUUUAGAAUGUGAUAUGCUGCUAAGUAAUUAUUCUUCUUCUUAUUAAUUUCUGCAUCGAUAGUAGCCAUAACUGUGUCUUUAUUAAAAAUAUUUUAUUUAAUCUUAUUUAAUCUGCAUUUUGUGGUGCAAGUAAGUUUCCUUUUCCCUUUUCAAUUCGUUGAUUAGAAGUGAACAAUUAAAUAAACUUGUAAUAUAUACGUACAUUUGUAAAAUCACUGGAGCCCUCUUAGUCCUUUUUCCGAGUUACUCGACAUUAUCGACUAAUGGUUUUUAUAAGCAAUUCAUUUAAAAUGACAGAGGCCUGUGACAGAGAUAUUUAAAUGAUCAAUGCCUGUAUUUAGUCAAUGUAUCUAUUUCAUCUAUUUCAGAAUCUGUCUGCAUCUUUCAGAUUCUGAAAUACCGACCUGAAAAAAAAUUAUAGAGCUUCUUG
Molecule: messenger RNA, 3853 nt
Organism: Heterotrigona itama
Lineage: Eukaryota; Metazoa; Arthropoda; Insecta; Hymenoptera; Apidae
Source: the annotation of a GenBank genome assembly